ACUGGCAUCGCCUUAACUAACGCGCUACAGUUGUACCACUGCCGCUGCGCGCAGGUCGUGACGCUCACGUCGUCGCCACUAGUCCACUCCCUCGCUUCGCAUCUCGCCUCUGGUGAUGAGAGCGGACAGAGCCGAGCUGAGGGAAUUAAAACCCCCUUAUCCUCUCUCUGCCCCCGGGCUGCCAUUGCUGGAUCCAACCAUCUGCCCCCGCCACGCCUCGUCUCGCGCUAGCCGUCUCGCGUGCGUGCGCGCGCGUCGCGCCGCGCCCUCGUUUUGGAGCCUUGCGCCCCGCUACUUUCCCCUUGUCCCGAACCCGGAAUCCGCCUCGGCGAGCGUCCUUGCUUUGCUUCUUUGGUAUCUGUGCUCCCGUUUGCUUUGCCUUGCCACGCUCCUUCCUCCUCCUCAUUGUCUCCUCCCGUGGUUCGGCUCAUUCUGUUCUUGGGUUGACGCGGGCUGCGUGCGUGCGUGCGUGCGUGCGGAGGCGAUGUCGUCGGCGGUGGAUGCCAUCUCCUGUUCCAAGGGCAUCGCGGCCCCGCCGACGGAGGAGGCGACGAAGGAGCGGGUGGCGGUGGUGGGCAAGAACGGCGGCGUGGAGCACGGCGGCGACGCCGCGACGAUGAACGGGAAGCAGUGCGGCGAGGCGCCGCAUUGCCGCAAGGAGAGCAACGAGGAGGAGGAGGAUGACGAGGAGAAGGCCCCCAAGGCCAUCGACCUCGGCCCGCGUGUCAGCAUCAAGGACCAGCUCGAGAAAGACAAGGACGACGAGAGCCUGAGGCGGUGGAAGGAGCAGCUGCUCGGCAGCGUGGAUUUGAACUCCGUAGGAGAGACGUUGGAGCCUGACGUGAAGAUCAUGAGCCUGGCCAUCCUCUCGCCCGGCCGGCCGGACAUCUUCCUGCCGCUGCCGGUGGAGCCCAACGCCAAGGGCGUCUGGUUCACCCUCAAGGAGGGCUCCCUCUACAAGCUCAAGUUCACCUUCUCCGUCAGCAACAACAUCGUCUCCGGCCUCCGCUACACCAAUGCCGUCUGGAAGACCGGCAUCAAAGUUGACAGCCACAAGGAGAUGCUCGGCACGUUCAGCCCCCAGCCGGAGCCGUACACGUACGUGACGCCGGAGGAGACCACGCCGUCCGGCAUGUUUGCGAGGGGAUCCUACUCGGCCAGGACGAAGUUCCUCGACGACGACCGGAAAUGUUACCUGGAGAUCAACUACACCUUCGACAUACGCCGAGAGUGGCCGGCGUUGAGCUAAUGAUCAGCUGAGCCGUUUUUCCGGUGGUGGUCGCCGAGUAGAAGGGUGAGGCGCCGGCCGGCCGGCAUUCAUGCUGUGUGUUACUGUCGUCACCGUUGGGAGCAGAAGUGGACAUUUUUUUUUUCGUCUCGUUUGCGUCUUAUCCACUCAUUUUUUUUUUUGGUUUGAUUCACCCUAGGGUUCUUUUGUAUAUUGUUGCCCUGUCUGUCCCGGUUGUUUGCUGUGUUAACGCCGUGUUAGACGUACGCUUUGUCAGUUCAAGUUGAUGUUAUGCUAUGUGUUAUGUCAGUGUGCGUGUUUGAGCUUCUGUCACUCUGUCAGGGUCCUGUUUCGAUCGAACUGCCUGUUUGAGUUCAGAGCAACGCAGCUGCAUUUCUUGUAAACACUGGGACUGUAUCUGACGCUUCCCUUACAAA
Molecule: messenger RNA, 1665 nt
Organism: Oryza sativa Japonica Group (Japanese rice)
Lineage: Eukaryota; Viridiplantae; Streptophyta; Magnoliopsida; Poales; Poaceae
Product: rho GDP-dissociation inhibitor 1
Biological process (GO): Rho protein signal transduction
Cellular component (GO): cytoplasm; membrane; cytosol
Molecular function (GO): Rho GDP-dissociation inhibitor activity; protein binding
Source: RefSeq, a predicted model, not a curated record